AUGUCGUCCCGCUCCAUGCUCGCCUUUGUGGCGAUGCUGAUCGCGUGCGCGAGCACCGCGAACGCCGUGGGCGAGCUCAAGCCCGUGGACUACGGCGAGGUUGUCGCGGUCGAGCACUUCAACAUCGACGGCGUCAUCGACGCGCGCGGCAUGCGGGGCACGCGCAUGUCCGACAUCAAGAUCACCGUCGUCCUCAACGGCGGGCAGAAGAUCGCCACCCGCCCGCGAGCCGACGGCACCUUCAGGAUCCUGGACGUUCCCCCGGGGAUCCACUUCCUCGACACCUUCGCCCUCGGCUACACCUUCCCGCCCAUCACGCUGAAGCUCCUGACCAACGGCAAGCUGCAGGCCGAGUACGCCGAGGACCCGGACGAGCUCCCGGCCACCAACCCCCUCCGUUUAAGGCCGGUGUCAACCGCGGAGUACUUCGAGGCGAGGGCUGCGGCGUCCCCUGUGGCCAUGCUCAAGAACCCCAUGGUGCUGAUGGUCCUCAUGACGGUGCUCAUGGCGUGGGGGAUGCCGAAGAUGAUCGAGAACAUGGAUCCGGAGGAGCUCAAGAUGAUGCAGGAGAGGAUGGGCUCGCAGCCCACGAUGCAGGACAUCUUGUCGGGCAAGGCGACGGCGGACGCCGCCGCCGCAGCCAAACCGAAAACCGGAGCGGAGCGACGCGCGGAGCAGCGCGCCACCUGA
Micromonas commoda is the source of this 690-nucleotide messenger RNA. RefSeq lists its product with no specific name. Gene Ontology annotation, cellular component: EMC complex. The transcript is spliced from 2 exons. Bases 1 to 690 code for a protein of 229 amino acids. NCBI's taxonomy places the organism in Eukaryota, Viridiplantae, Chlorophyta, Mamiellophyceae, Mamiellales, Mamiellaceae. The record is from RefSeq and is a predicted model, not a curated record.